This is a messenger RNA of Myxocyprinus asiaticus (Chinese sucker), 4314 nucleotides long. Its product is annotated as un-named hu7910. Bases 130 to 2343 code for a protein of 737 amino acids. The record is from RefSeq and is a predicted model, not a curated record. Lineage: Eukaryota; Metazoa; Chordata; Actinopteri; Cypriniformes; Catostomidae. Gene Ontology annotation, biological process: peptidyl-aspartic acid hydroxylation. The transcript is spliced from 6 exons. Gene Ontology annotation, molecular function: peptidyl-aspartic acid 3-dioxygenase activity; protein binding. Gene Ontology annotation, cellular component: endoplasmic reticulum; membrane.
CGUCACUUCAGCAUCUUGUUGACUGAUUUUUGCGGAUUUCUGCAUGUUUCAAAUGAUCACAAAAGCAGAAACUGUAGACUUCGAUAUUGAGAAGUAAUUUUGAAACUUUUUAAUCUUUCUACCGCUGUUAUGGGUCAGAAGAAAACUGUUCGUAGCCAGGCCAGAAAAGAGUCUCCCGUGGUAAAUGCAGCCGUCAAGAGUGAAAAGAAGGCUAAUGGAAACUCUCUCUUUAGCUGGGUUCUGGUGUUGGCCCUGCUCGGGGCCUGGUUGUCUGUGGGUGUCGUCUGGUUUGACAUUGUCGACUAUGACAGUGUGGCUGGCACUUUAGGAGGAGUCAUUGAUGCUGAUGGUGAUGGAGACUUUGAUGUUGAAGAUGCCAAAGUUUUGUUGGAAAAUGCUACUGUGGUUGAUAGAAAAAAACCCUCAAGAAAAGAUAUCACAGUGGAAGAAGACCGUAUCCAAGCAGCCCAAUCCAAGCAUACUUAUGAGAGGCCUAAGGAAGUGGGGCUAAAAAAGGAUAGAGAGCAUCCCACCCGGGAUAUUGGGCAAAAGCUGAAAACAGCUCUGAAGGAGCAGCUACGAAUUAUUCACGAGAAGAUUGAAGCCAAAAAGAUUGCCAAACUAGCCCUUGCUGAGGUCCGUAGUGUUUUGGCACAAGAGGAAGAAGAGAGGAGAGCCGCUCUUGCUGUUAAGAAAGCCAAAGAGGAGGCAGAAGCUAAACUUCGAGAGGAACAACAACGAAUUGAACAGGAGAAAUUAGCCAAGCAGAAGGCAGAGAGGGAGCGAACAGAACAAGAACAAAUGGUCAAAGAACAGGCAGAAAAAGAAAGGAUUGAAAAAGAGAGAGCAGAAAAAGAACGGAUUGAAAAAGAGAGAGAAGAAAAAGAGAGACUGGCCAAAGAAAUGGCAGAAAAAGAAAGGAUUGAAAAAGAAAAACUGGCCAAAGAAAAGGCAGAAAAAGAAAGGAUUGAAAAAGAGAGAGCAGAAAAAGAAAGGAUUGAAAAAGAGAGAGAAGAAAAAGAGAGACUGGCCAAAGAAAUGGCAGAGAAAGAAAGGAUUGAAAAAGAGAGAGCAGAAAAAGAAAGACUGGCCAAAGAAAAGGCAGAAAAAGAAAGGAUUGAAAAAGAAAGACUGGCCAAAGAAAAGGCAGAAAAAGAAAGGAUUGAAAAAGAAAGACUGGCCAAAGAAAAGGCAGAAAAAGAAAGGAUUGAAAAAGAAAGACUGGCCAAAGAAAAGGCAGAAAAAGAAAGGAUUGAAAAAGAGAGAGCAGAAAAAGAAAGACUGGCCAAAGAAAAGGCAGAAAAAGAAAGGAUUGAAAAAGAAAAGGCAGAAAAAGAAAGGUUUGAAAAAGAGAGAGCAGAAAAAGAAAGACUGGCCAAAGAAAAAGCAGAAAAAGAAAGGAUUGAAAAAGAAAGACUGGCCAAAGAAAAGGCAGAAAAAGAAAGGAUUGAAAAAGAAAGACUGGCCAAAGAAAAGGCAGAAAAAGAAAGGAUUGAAAAAGAAAGACUGGCCAAAGAAAAGGCAGAAAAAGAAAGGAUUGGAAAAGAAAUACUGGCCAAAGAAAAGGCAGAAAAAGAAAGGAUUGAAAAAGAGAGAGCAGAAAAAGAAAGACUGGCCAAAGAAAAGGCAGAAAAAGAAAGGAUUGAAAAAGAAAAGGCAGAAAAAGAAAGGAUUGAAAAAGAAAGACUGGCCAAAGAAAAGGCAGAAAAAGAAAGGAUUGAAAAAGAAAGGAUUGAAAAAGAGAGAGCAGAAAAAGAAAGACUGGCCAAAGAAAAAGCAGAAAAAGAAAGGAUUGAAAAAGAAAGGAUUGAAAAAGAAAGGCUGGCCAAAGAAAAGGCAGAGAAAGAAAGGUUGGAGAAAGAGAGAGCAGAAAAAGAAAGAAUUGCUAAAGAAAAGGCAGAGAAAGGAAGGAUGGAAAAGGAGAGAGCAGAAAAGGAAAGAUUGGCCAAGGAAAAGGCAGAGAAAGAAAGGCUGGAGAAAGUGAGAGCAGAAAGUGAGAGACAGGCCAAAGAAAAAGCAGAAAAAGAAAGACUGGUCAAAGAAAGGGCAGAGAAAGAAAAGAAAGAGGGUGCAGACAAAGAGAAGGCAGACAAAGGAAGGUUUGCAACAAAGAAAUCAGAAAACGAAAAGGUCGAAAAAGUCAAAAAGGAAAAAGGCAAACUAGCUGAGGAAAAAAUAGAAAAAGAAAAAGAGAGAGCAAGAAAGGAAAAGACCGCUAAUGGACAUGGACGAAAAGCUGACCAAUCAGAAAACAAAAAGGAGGUAGAUGAUGACAAGAAUAGCAAAGAAGAGAAAUUAUCAACCAGAGGUCUACUUAAAUCUUCAAACAAGAAAAACAAGUAAUUUUAUAUGGAACGCCAAAAGGGUCAGAAGCAGAGACAACCUGAUUAAGGUUUGAUACAUGCUGACCUAAGGGAUUUACUGUAAGAGCAAUGUUGGGGAGGAACUGACUGAAAAUAGUGACGCUACUAACUUAACUGCAUUUUUCAGUAGCGUGACAGUCACUCUCGCUACUUUCAAAACAUUGUAACUUUUCCAGGAACACGCUACUUUUAUCAACGAGUGAUGCAGUGUUAUGCAGCAUUGCUGUUUUUAUCGUAUUGUAUUAUGUGAGCAAAUGCAAUAUCAAACCUCACCUAAAAUAUUCUCUUUCUUCUAAGUAGCGUUGGAAAGUCAAAUUCAUUUAGCAGAAUCGGUUUGUUCAGAUGGUUCAUGUAAAUCAACGAUUCACUGAUUUAUUUGAGUCGCAGCGCAGACGUCCCUGCAUUUGAAAUAUUUAGUAGUUUUAUUAGUUGUAUUUAGUCUAAAUUUAGGUGUUUAAGUGGCAGAUAAAUACUGCCCUGAUUGCCAAAGUAUAUAAUAAAAUCUGAUAGUAUCUUUAUAGUGUAUUUGAAAAGAUACUGUCCACUGAAAUCGCUUCAAUGUAGUUAGCUACUUUUUGUUUGAAACUGAUAUAGCUAACUGCUUUAAGGGUUGCUUGACUGUAGUUGAACUAGUAAAAAUUAAAGCUUCUUGGAACAGGCGAUAUGACGAUAUAUAUCGUGGCGAUGAUAUAAAGUGUCAGUCGAUAGGGAUUUUGCUAUAUUGUGUUUAUCGCGGUGUGUAAAUAUUCAUGUGCGCAGUGUGGGCUUAUCUAUCAGUGGGCUGGGCUUCACGUGAGACUGAGAGAAUUUAAGAAACAUAGACAGGGUGUUUAUGGCAUUCAGAAUUUUUCGGCAGCCGGCCAAGCAAAUUCAAUAACAUUCAACCCUCGUUCGGUGCUUCAUCCGACGUGCUCAUCUCUGUUUCAUGUGAGUGUCGCGUGCGCUUUCUAUGGAGCACGCAAGUGUGCGCGAGUCCAGCAGGAUUCUCAAUAUUUACAGGAGAGCGCAGAGGGGGAUCACUCACGCUACUCAAUCAUUUUUGACCCAGGAAAACCAUUUCCACAGAACGGGACGGCUCUCAAAGAAGUCAAGAAAAUGAAGAGGAGCUUGUUAUUAACACAGGUGUGACAUCUGUGAUGUGGGUUCACAAAAGCCAACACAGAGCAGAAAAAUGUCGUCGCACGACGAUAAUCAAUCGUAAUACAAGCAAUUUGUUUUACCCUACUCGGCGUGAAGCAUGCAUAAGAAUAUUAUGAAAGCCGAAAGAUGCGCUCCGCAUUCUGUACAUUUUUUUUCCAAGAAGUGUUUAUAUUUAUUUAAUAUUUAUUUUCUGCAAGAAGUGUUUGCAUAAUUUUGGAAAUUUUCUGCAAGUAGUGUUUGUUGGAUUUUUUUUUUUCUUGUGCAUUAUUUUCUUUGUUGCAUUGCUUGUUUUUUCUACUUUGAUUAUUGCCAAGUUCCAAAUAAAGAAAACAUUAUAUAAGUAGUAGUAUUUGGAAGUAUUUAAUUCACUGACAGGAUUAUCCAAAAAGACAGGAUUAUUCAAAAAUAGGCAUUACAAUAUGAUUAUUUAAUAUAUUUACCAAUUUUUAUUGAUUUUAUAACAAAAAUGCACUAUAUUGUGAUACCUGUAUAUCGUUAUCGUGAUAUAAAAUUACUCGUAUCGUGAUAUAAGAUUUUGGUCAUAUCGCCCACCCCUAAAAGCUAUAAUUUUAAAGUAUAUUUUAUUAAUUUGUUCUGACAGGCAGCAAAAAUCUGAUAUUUGGUGUACCCAACUUGAAUCCAACUUUUGGAAUUGAUUUCGUAUUUGACUUUUUAUUAUUUAUUUUUUUUAUUAUUAUUUUUUUUGCUGUUCACACUGUACUUAUUUGUAUGUGACUUGAAAUGUGACUUGAAAUCAGAUUUAUGGAGUUUGAGUCUGAACUGUUUUAAGUCGUUUUUCUUUUUAAUAAUU